Molecule: messenger RNA, 1570 nt
Organism: Aspergillus aculeatinus CBS 121060
Lineage: Eukaryota; Fungi; Ascomycota; Eurotiomycetes; Eurotiales; Aspergillaceae
Exons: 6
Coding region: 179-1318 (379 amino acids)
Molecular function (GO): zinc ion binding; ubiquitin protein ligase activity
Source: RefSeq, a predicted model, not a curated record
GUCACCAAAAGCAAGUGGCACCGGAUAGGUUCUGAAAUGUGACAAUUGGCCAUUGACUGCUAUCUCACUCAAGCUGCAAGCUUGCUGACUGCGCAUCUCAGACCCGAAACUUGUGAGGAUAUUGCAGUACUUGUGUCAUGCGGCGGAAUUAAUCGCUUAUCGGUCACUUAUCUCUUCCAUGUUGGUCGCUAUCCGUCGCCACUGCGAUCUUGUGAAAGCGACCUUCCAUUUGAAGUCCAAGCCCUUCAAGAUCACUAGAGCCAACUUCCUCCUCCUUACGAUGGGUGCAACCUCAAAUGCAACUGCUCGCUUGCAGACUGUCAGAACCUCACGGGGUGGGGCUCGAAAGCAGCGUGCAAAGGCAACAACAAGCACAUCCGCGGUCUCGAAAAGGAAGCGAUCUGCUGAUGAGGAGGAAACAAUAACAACGACGACGACGACGACCACUACCACCACCAAAAGGUUGCGAAAGGCUGUUUCUGACACCACCAAUUCAACCAAACUCAGGGAUGUUGGUCGUACCGAGCAGUCCUCCACUCGGCCGGGAAAAAAGCCCAGGGCGCAAGCGCCCAGUGAAGAGCGUCGAGAGCGUAGAUUCAGGCCCCAUGCCCCGGUAUCCUUCAAAGAGAGGGCUGCACGUGCAAUGAGUCAACGCAUGUUUAUUGUUGGGCAUACCGUCAAUCUCGUAGACGGAUUUCUGAAUAUGAGCUUCGACAUUGUCGGGACCACUGGCAACAUCUACAAAACCACUAUUGGGAAGGUGCCAACCUGCGACUGUCCAGAUGCACGCAAGGGUAAUCAAUGCAAGCAUAUCUGUUAUGUGUUGAUCAACGCCCUCAAAGCGCCGGCGGAUCUUCAGUACCAGCUGGCAUUUCUAUCAUCGGAACUGCGGGCGAUAUACAACGGUUCCCCGCUCAGCAAAGAGCAAUCCACAGAGGACAACGCUGGCAACAGAAAACCGAUCGAGGGAGACUGUCCAAUAUGCUUCAUGGAAUUCGAGCCCCAAAGAGAGGACAUUGUGUGGUGUCGAGCUGCAUGCGGGAACAACAUUCACAAGGCUUGCUUUCAGCAAUGGGCUGCCACCCAGCAGGCACAGGGUGUCAGAUGUGUCUAUUGUCGUUCACCCUGGCAGCCGGAUACCGAAAAUGUGAAUGUGGAGGACCUCUCCCGCCAAGGCAAAUUCAGUCGGGAUGGAUAUGUCAAUGUGGCACAGCACUUUGGUCUCUCAGGCCGUCGCGACGUUUCGAGCUACCAUCCUUUCUGGGUGCGCCGACAGCAGCACCAGCACGAGGACGACUGGGAUUACGAUGACUAUUGAUGAGGUCAUGGCAAGAGCUGAGUCUAUUGUACGCUGGCUUCAAGGCGUGUUCUUCACUUCUUCUGCCGUCUGGCACGGUCAUAAUUCUGCAAUAAACAAUUUGCUUUCGGUUAGCGGGGAGGAUUUUGGGAGUCAGCUGUUGCAUGCUAGUCUCAGGCUAUCUGGCUGGAAUGGGCUGAAUCCCAACUCUCAUCCGGUCAUUUCCAUGGCCAUUGUUAUCAUUAUGCUUAAUGAAUAUGAGGUAUUCUUCAU